Molecule: messenger RNA, 3849 nt
Organism: Linum tenue
Lineage: Eukaryota; Viridiplantae; Streptophyta; Magnoliopsida; Malpighiales; Linaceae
Source: the annotation of a GenBank genome assembly
CUGAGAGAAGCUGUGGCUCUCGCCGUAGGGUACAAUUACAAUAAGACUGUGGCUCUCGCCGUCGCCAUCAUUUCCUAUUCUCCCCAAACGUUCCCUUCCGCCCACGUCCCACUCCCGUUGACGCCCUCCCCUUCAACACUGCCAUCCAAACUACGACAAUAGCUGAGGAAGGGUCAAGGGCUUCUGUACUACUAGUAGUAUACUUAUUCGAAAACGGCUACCCAAAUCCAAGUCCAAGUCCAACAGCAAGCUGCAGCUCCACCUGUUCCUCCGCUGCUGUGGAGUGGGGUCGGUGAAUUUUGGGUCCGUUUCUGGUUGGAGUGAUUUGAUUUCUGUCUGGUGGGCGGCAAAAGGGGAAGAAGAAAACAAGAGGAAGAGGAGGUUUGUGUAUUGGCCAAGUUCGGAAGGACAAGGGAGGAGAGAUAGAGAGGAGCCAAAGGCGGGUGCUCUCUGAAGAAACUGCUAGAAAGGCUGGAGUGGAAGCUGCAAUAGUUUCAUCUUUGGGUAUAUAUAGAUGAAGAAACUAUUCUUUUUCCGGUCUUCCCCUAAUGAUGGAAGCAGCGGUACUGUUUCUCCAUCACCUAAGAAGGAGAAUCGACCUGGAAGUGAGCUGGUAGAUCACGUUGCUGAUAAGUCUGAGAGCAAUUUCAGGAGCCCGAAGAGUUUUUUUUCUAAGUCAAGGAAGCAAGUUUAUGAUAACCAAAGUCCCAGUUCCAAUCCCGGUCUUAGAAAGAGCCGCUCUUAUACAUCUGGAGCAUUUCUACUUGAUGAUGAUGGGCAAUCAAACUUCUCAGUUCCAGUCAAUCGAAGUAAAUCUCCUAGCAGUUAUUCUUCUCGUAGCAGUAGGCGUGCACUUACCCCUGUGAGGCAAGUUAGACCAGAGCAACAUGAAGUUCAUGGACGGGAGAGGCCUACUUCUGGUUCUACCAGUAGCAGUAAUGCUUCAACAAAGGUCUUGGAUCGCUAUAUUGAUGGAGAGGGACAAAUAGAAAGAAGCAAGCCGAAAAAAGUUUCUUCUCAAAGAUACGUUGGUACUGGGAGUGUGAAUCCAGGUGGGAGGCUUCCACCUCGAGUCCAAUAUACAGCCCCUACUUCACCAACACAUCCUGUCAGAGAUAAACCAAAGUCUCACUCUUUUAGGGAGUCUAAACGAACCCUUCCCCACUUCCCUUGCAAUGAUGACUGGAUGGAGAAUGAUUUUGGGCAUGGAUCACCUAGGAGACUUGCAAAAAAUGUUAUUGAGAGACUCGCCCAAGCUCACGGCUUCCCUAAAUCAAAUCCCAAGGAGGUUGAUUGUGGUGUUCCGAUCACCAUUGAGGAUAUUUAUGGUGGCUCACUAAGUAGACGUUUUGAAUCGAACCCAGAAGCCCAGGCUGUGAAAAGCUUCUCUUUCGAGGGUUCAUGUGAUGAUACUGUGAACAGGUAUCAUGAAGAUGAUUACUUGGGCUACCGGGAAGAUAUCUAUGGAGAAAAUGAUUUUAGGGAUAUAAAGUCUGUCAAAGGUGAUGCGGAUCCAGUUGAUUUGGAGCUGGAAAGAAGAUCAAAAGAAGCUGAGGAGAGGGUUGUUGUUUUGUCCGAAGAACUUGAGCAGGAAGGCUUUCUCCAGGAUCGUGGGUUUGAUAGUUCAUCAUUCAUCCACUUUGUCAGGAACCUAAUGGAGGACAGGGUAAGCAUGUCAAUUGAGAUCUCAGGGCUUCUCAAGUCUCGGAUUGAUGAGAGGGAUUCUGGCAAGGAAGAACUUAGGCUGGCGAAGGCAGAACUGGAGUCACGUAGUCUAAGACUGGAGAAGGAAAAGAAUGAACUGCAGUCAGCAUUGGAGAAAGAGUUAGACAGGAGGUCAAAUGACUGGUCAUCGAAACUUGAUAAGUGCCAGUUAGAGGAGCAGAGACUGCGUGAGAGGGUCAGAGAGCUUGCGGAGCAGAAUGUGUCUCUCCAGAGGGAAGUCUCUGCUUUUAGUCAAAGGGAGUCUGAAACGAAAAAUGUGCUGACUUAUUCAGAGCAACAAGUUAGGCAGCUGAAUUCAAGUAUGCAAGAGUUGACCCAGGAAAAUGAGCACUUACAGCAAACCUUAUCUGAGUUGCAGGAGAAGUACACAGCAGCUAGACAUGACUUAAGUUGUAUCAGGAGAAAUUUUGAAGCUAGGGAUAAGGAGUGCAAGGAGCUACAAAAGUCAACGACAAGGUUGUUGAGAACUUGCAGUGAACAGGAGAAGACAAUCAUUGGAUUGAGGGAUGAAUUUGGUGCUGAAAUGGAGAGGCAGCAAUCAGUGGACAAAUUUGAUAAUCACAUCACGAAGAUGCGAAUGGAACAAAUGAGGCUGGCCGGAGUAGAACUGUCACUUAGAAGGGAAGUGGAAUCUCACAGAAAUGAAGUAGACUCUCUGCGACAUGAGAAUAUGAAUCUACUGAAUAGAUUGAAGGGCAGUGGGAAUGAGAUUUAUGCAGCGACUCUCAAACUAGAUCAAGAGAUGGGGGGCCGUGUAUGUUGUCUGCAAAAUCAAGGAUUAUCUCUGCUGAAUGAGAGCACUGAAUUGUGUUCCAAGUUGUUGGAGCAAAUCAAAGGGAAUGCAGGCGAAUGUCUAGAAACAGCACAUCGGAUGGAGUUCAUCAGAAACGGUUUAGACGGGCAUUUCCUUGUCGAAUCGGAUGUCAAAGUUCAGGGCUUUAGACGUGGGAUUGAAAGCCUGGCAAGAGGUUUGCAGUCCGUUUCAUCUUUAUUGCAGGAAAAGUCUAAUUCUGUAGCUGCAUCGUGUCAGCAGCCAAAUCAUCCAACAUCAGAGGAGACAUUGAAGUUUGAACUAAAGACCGAGGCUUUGCUUACAAGCCUGCUAAGGGAGAAGCUUUAUGCUAAAGAGCUGGAAGUUGAGCAAUUGCAAGCUGAGAUAGCAGCGGCUGUGAGAGGCAAUGACAUCCUCCGCUAUGAAGUCCAAAAUGCUAUGGAUAACCUUUCAUGUGUCAGCCACCAGUUGAAAGACUUUGAGCUUCAGAUGUCAAAGAAAGAUGAGAACAUAAGUCAGCUUCAACAUGAUCUCCAAGAAUCAAUGAAGGAGCUAUCCCUGACAAAGGGGAUACUGCCACAAGUAACGCAGGAGAGAGAUAUAAUGUGGGAAGAAGUGAAGCAGUACAACGAGAAGAACAUGCUAUUGAACUCGGAGGUCGGUUUGUUGAAGAAGAAGCUAGAGGCUCUCGAUGAAGACGUACUUGUGAAGGAAGGUCAGAUCACUAUACUGAAAGACAGCUUGAGGAAGAGAACCUUUGACCUUCUCGCAGGGCCUGAUUCCACUGCAGAAUUCUUGUUAGAAUAGUUGUUUGCGCUUUCAUUGUUAGGAUGUUGUACAGGGGGGAACUGUGGUAUACUUACGGUAUACUUGGGGUGACGUUAGUGAAUAUUUUGGGGUCAGUAUGCCUCAUUUGCCCUGGGGAAAAAGAGCUUCUUGUUGAUAAUUUCUUCCAGUACAGGGUUUGUUUGCUUUAUCUUAUGUAGUGUUUUGGUUUUGUCUUCUCUGUUACAUAGUCGUAUAUAGGAUUUCUCAGGUCUCUGGAAAAUUACCAUCUUGUUUCAGUACAUCUCUUUUCCAUCUGAUAAAAGAAUUUACCGUUUCUACCAAGAAUACAUUAUCCUACAGGGCUGAAUGAACAGUUCAAGUGCAAGAUGAAGGCACCAGUCCUGGUAUUCUGGUGACGCUGAAGCAUUGUGGUGUGCAAGAUUGCUUCUAAACUGAAGAGUACAGAAGAAAACUUCGAUAAUGAUUGAGAUGGUCUUAUUUUUCCACAACAUCGAAGCAACCAAAAUCCUACGUUGUCUUCUCCUUGUCCAGAAUAACCCAAAUGUCUCAACAGAUCACAGAGG